Molecule: messenger RNA, 373 nt
Organism: Osmerus eperlanus (European smelt)
Lineage: Eukaryota; Metazoa; Chordata; Actinopteri; Osmeriformes; Osmeridae
Gene: tomm6
Product: translocase of outer mitochondrial membrane 6 homolog (yeast)
Exons: 3
Coding region: 14-256 (80 amino acids)
Cellular component (GO): mitochondrial outer membrane translocase complex
Source: RefSeq, a predicted model, not a curated record
GUAAAAUUGCCGCAUGCUAAAGCAAAAAGCCACAGAAGACAGAACACAGGCAUUCAAGAUGAGUGGAGUUGGGAAAAAGGGUGCUGUGGGACCAUCUGGUGUUGUAGAAUGGAUUCGCUCUGCUUGCCAUUUUGCCACUGAUAGAAACGAUUUUAGAAGGAACCUACUGGUCAAUUUGGGAAUAUUUGCAGCUGGUGUGUGGGUCGCCAGAAACUUGUCAGAUUUUGACCUGAUGUCUCCACAACCUGUCACGUAAUGGUGGAGACCGUGUGAAAGGGUGUCAUGGACCAAACGGGAGCCACAAGGGACAGGAUAUUUGUUCAAUGACAAUAUUAUUUGUUAACACUUAUUAAAUAUUUUCUGGAAACUGAAA